CAUGAAGUCAUUCUCUUCCAACCAAGACAUCUGGGCUGACGAAGACCAGCUUUUAUCUGAAGAUGAGUGUUCUCCACAGAUUCCUAAAACUACCAAGCAGUUUUGAAAUACUCUGAAGAGCAAUAAAGGGAAGGCUAACAAAGCUGACUUCGAAGUAGAACAAGAAAGUCUAUCUAAUAUUGAUUGACCACGUGAAGCAGGGAAAUAUACACUCCGUUCUGUUUCCUGUGUUCCUAAAUCUCAGUUUAAAAUCAGCAAUACCAGAUACGCAAAGCUGAAAUCCCAAAAUUAUGGUUGAACUCUCUCGUUCUCUCCAGCAAAGGUGCAGUCAAAGCUACUAAGGAGGAUCCCUUCGAGUGACAUCCUUAAGAGCUUGAGAGGAUAGUUUUGGCAAAUGUUCAAGCUUGAACUUAGUCAACUAAUAUUAUCUAAAUUGCUUUUAAAC
Molecule: messenger RNA, 445 nt
Organism: Moneuplotes crassus
Lineage: Eukaryota; Ciliophora; Spirotrichea; Euplotida; Euplotidae
Source: the annotation of a GenBank genome assembly